GUGGGAGCAACAGCGAGGAAGAUAGCAAGAGGGAGAGAAGUGGGCUGGCUGGCCUUGGCGGAUACCCGCGGCCAUGAGGAAGAGCGAGGUUUUGGCCAGCGAGUCGGUGGCUUGCCUGAACCAGGCGCUGUUCCAGCUGCGCGACAUCUGGGAGGAAAUCGGCAUCCCCGAGGACCAGCGCCUGCAGCGCACCGAAGUGGUGAAGAAGCACGUCAAGGGCUUGCUGGACAUGAUGAUUGCAGAGGAGGAGAACCUCAAAGAGCGUCUCCUGAAGAGCAUUGCAGUGUGUCGCAAGGAAUUGGUGAACCUCUGCAAGGAGCUGCAACUGACUCCUUUUGAGGAGGACGAGGAGACCACCAUCCUGCAGCUAGAGAAAGACCUGCGCACCCGUGUGGAAGUAAUGCUGAAGCAAAAGCGGGAGAGGAAGCAGGAGCUGAAGGUGCUGCAGGAGCGAGACCGGGAGAUGUGCGACCUGCUCUGCACAGCUCCCUAUGACAUCGACAGUGAGGCUGUGCCCAGCCUGGCGGAGCUGGACCGCUUCCGGCGCCACUUAGCAGGACUAGCAGCCGAAAAGGAGUGCCGGCAGAAGGAGUUCCUCGAUACCAAGAGGCAGAUCAUCCUGUGCAUGGAGGAGCUGGAGCACACCCCAGACACCAGCUUUGAGCGAGAUGUCGUGUGUGAGGAGGAGGAGGCCUUCUGUCUCUCGGAGGACAACAUUGCUGCCCUGAAGGAUCUCUUGCAGCAGCUCGAGAGCAGGAGAGCUCAGAAGGAAGCCUUGUGCCAAGAGCUGCGUUCCAGGAUUCGGGUACUGUGGGAGCGGCUGCAGGUGCCUGCGGAGGAAAGGGAAGCCUUUGCCCCCUACAUGGUGGGAGCCAAAGCUGCCGUCAUGGAUGCUCUGCAACUGGAAGUGGAUCGCUUGCAAGAGCUGAAGUUUCAGAACAUCAGAAAUGUAGUGGAGGCCACCCGGGCCGAGCUGGCAGACUACUGGGAGAAGUGUUUUUAUGGGGAUGAGCAGAGGCGAGCCUUCUCCCCCUACUAUGAAGAUGACUUCACUGAAGAGCUGCUGCAGCAGCAUGAAGAGGAAGUUUCCCGGAUAAAGCAGUGCUACGAAAGGCAUCAAGAGCUGUUUGAAUCCAUCCACAAGUGGGAGAAGAACUGGCGCCUCUUCCAGGAGCUUGAGAGGAAGGCGACGGACCCCAGCCGCUUCACCAACAGAGGGGGUAACCUUCUGAAAGAGGAGAAGCUGCGAGCGAAACUCCAGAAGACUCUUCCAAAGCUGGAAGAGGAGCUAAAGGGGUGUGUGGAGCUCUGGGAGCAGGAGCAAGAGCAGGCCUUCCUGGUGAAUGGACAGCGCUUCAUGGAGUACGUGGCAGAGCAAUGGCAGCUCCACCAUUUGGAGAAGGAGAAGGAAAAGCAGGAGCGACAACUCAAGAAGUCCCGCCAGAUUGAGGAGGAGAUGAUGUAUGGUAGCACCCCACGGACCCCCAACAAGAGACGGGGCUUGGGCUUCAUCACACCCAGCAAAGUGCGAAAGCUUAACACCACAGCUACCCCGAACAGCACCAUCCGUUCAGCAUUUGGGGGCUCUCUGUUCCACUCCCCAACACCCCACCAAGCACUUACUGGAGGAAAAGGCUCCCGGAAGCUGACUGUCAAAAGCUCUAACCUCCAGUGCUGCUCCCCUCUGCCUCCGCAGCCUUUCCGGACUCCCAGCCGCAUGGCCCCCAAGUCCCCUCGCCCAGGACCCAUGGAGCACAACAAGGAGAAUGUCGCUCAGCUCAACAGAACAGCUCUGAGCGGUGGGUGCAUCCCUGCAGCCCCUGCCCAGAGCUCCUGCAGCAUUAACUCUGUUGCCAGCACCUAUUCCGAGUUUGCGCAAGAACUUUCAAAGGCUUCCAGAUCUGACUUCAAAUCCCGCAUCCUUAACUCCACGGUUUCCAAUGUUGAGAGCUGAUGGGGAGCUUGUACACAGCGGCAAAGGAAGGUAGCCUAAGGAGCUGGCACCACUGGACUUCACUCCUGGCAUUAGGAAAAGCCGUGUGCCUCCCUGCCUGGCCCUGUUGCCUGUGUGGCAAUGGAGGCAGGGCCACUUUUAACUAUUUGUUCCUUGUUUUUACCACAAUGAAUUUUUUUAAACAAUUUUUUUGUAUAUUAAAAAGAAUAAAAUGUAAAUGUUGCAAAGGG
Molecule: messenger RNA, 2184 nt
Organism: Lacerta agilis (Sand lizard)
Lineage: Eukaryota; Metazoa; Chordata; Lepidosauria; Squamata; Lacertidae
Gene: PRC1
Product: protein regulator of cytokinesis 1
Exons: 14
Coding region: 74-1954 (626 amino acids)
Biological process (GO): microtubule cytoskeleton organization; mitotic spindle midzone assembly
Cellular component (GO): spindle; mitotic spindle midzone; cytoplasm
Molecular function (GO): microtubule binding
Source: RefSeq, a predicted model, not a curated record